This is a messenger RNA of Daucus carota subsp. sativus, 1184 nucleotides long. RefSeq names its product membrane-associated kinase regulator 5. The record is from RefSeq and is a predicted model, not a curated record. Lineage: Eukaryota; Viridiplantae; Streptophyta; Magnoliopsida; Apiales; Apiaceae. The transcript has 2 exons. Gene Ontology annotation, cellular component: plasma membrane. Bases 144 to 1028 code for a protein of 294 amino acids.
AUGUGAAAGAACGCGUACGCCCCAUAGUUACGUCAAUUGCAUAGAGUUAUUCUAAUUUCUUACAACAUUUUCACACACAAAAUCUCGGUUUUUGCCAUUAGGCCAGGACCUCAUCAGCAUAUAUGUAGAAACGCUCACAAGUCAUGGAAGUACUUAACUUACUGAAAUUCUGGCGAAAUCCAGCAGGCGGCUCGGAUGAUGUCAAUGUUUGUGAUACAGGUUUAGACGACGAAGACUCCUCUCUUUUGGCAGAGACUCGCGACUUUGACAAAUUUGUAAGCAAAAACAAGUCUAGUAUCUUCAGCACUAGAAGUGUCGGCAUCACAAGCUCUGACAAUGACAUUAACAAGCAUCAUGUCCACAAGAUAUUUUCCAAAAAAGACGGCCAGGCCAGGCCUAGUGCUUUUAAUGCCAAUUUAUAUUCAAAACAAAAUUCACUGCCACUUGAAACAAAUUUCAAAUCUCAAUCACCUAUUCUCAUACUCAACUCUUCUCCGAAGAAUUGCAUCUCCAUGCUAGGGUUCAAGAAAUCGUCGAGUUCAGGCAAAAUAGAUUUAACUAGUACGACUCGUUCCACUGCUAGUCCGAAGAUAAAAGAGAGCAAAAAGUGCAUAGAAGAGGUUCAGAAUACGGAGGAUUCAUCUUCUAGUAAGUACUUGAAGGUGAUUAAGCCGUUGUACGUUAAAGCUUUAAAGAUCAAGAUUUUUGAACAACCAGUACCCGAGAGUUCAAGGACGCCUGGGGCGAAACAAGGGAGUCGAGCAGCCGUGUUUAGGGAAGUUUGUAAAAAAUUGAUGAAGAGCAAAUCUUCCGUAAGAACAGUGCCUGUGCCUGCAAAACGGAGAGAUGACUCGGCACUGCAACAGCAGGAUGGCAUCCAGAGUGCCAUUCUUUAUUGCAAGAGGUCGUACAGUUCAGCAUCAACGACGACAAUUUCACAAGAAUGUGCUGUGUUAUCGAGAUCUGCCAGUGAAUCUUCUUGUCAGAAUGGCAGCAAUAAAUCCACGGAUUAUAUCGAAAUGAAGUAGGUGGUGUAUGAAGCUCUGAUCAUAUCAUCUUAUAAUUGUUUUUAGUUUAGAGGAGAUACUGUCAACGAGAUUGUUGAAGCAGAUGCCAAUAUUUGCAAAUUAACUAUGUUCUUCCUUCACAAUUUUUCAAAGUGAUGUCAAAUAUUUUUUUUUUUU